Messenger RNA from Coregonus sp. 'balchen', 21247 nucleotides. Lineage: Eukaryota; Metazoa; Chordata; Actinopteri; Salmoniformes; Salmonidae. The record is from the annotation of a GenBank genome assembly.
GGUCUUUCAAUUUAGGAGAAUUCUAGCUACAUGUCUUGGUAGUACUGCAGAUUUCAUUCAUCAAACAAACUCGUUUUAGGUUGUAAUUAAACCUCUUUUUUUACAACCUCAAAACAACAAGUGCGUUGCGAUCGGGCAUAGGAAUAAAAUAAGUUUUGAAAACCAUUGCAGAGUGGAGUAAAACUUGGAAGAAUCAUGGCCACCGCAACCCCAAGCCGCGCCGCGCCUGCUGGAACCCCGCUCUCCCCGACUAGGAUCUCACGCCUCCAGGAAAAACAAGACCUGCAGCAUUUGAACGAUAGGCUUGCCGUUUACAUCGACCGAGUCCGGUCACUAGAGCUUGAAAAUGACCGGCUCAUGGUGAAGGUCUCCGAGAAGGAAGAAGUCACUACACGCGAGGUAAUUUUUAACACUUCAAAUCUCUAUGCUGCUCGCUAACCCUAUAACGUUAAUUACCGGUAGUUCGCUAACGUUAGCAUUUAACUAGCUAGCAAGAUAGUUAACUACUAAGUUACCGGUAGCACAACCCAUCUAGUUAGCAAAUCGAACUGGUUAAUGGAACACACCGGUAACCAACUUGUGGUCUAUCAGUUUGUACAUUUUGCGAGCAGUUUGAUUUGUUGGCUUGGCUAUAUUUCUCACGGGCCUGGACAGACACUAGCUGAUUAGCAAGCUAGCAAGUUUUGUAGGUACAUAGUAACUGGACUUUGGAAGAUAAGUCUCGCCAUAGCUACAUUUUAUCAAUCAAUGAGACGAUUGAUUAAUUGCAAUGUUUCACCAGUCAUCUCGCUCAUUCCCAGUGAAUCAUAUAGUUAGCAACUUUAAGACUCGCUAGCCUAGCCCCGUUUGCAUGGUAGCUAGCUGUCAUGCCUACAUUGCAUGCACGAUUAGCCAGCUAACUAGGAAAACAAGUUUUGGGUGUUCGAAACUCCCGCGAGUAUUAUAGUUAAUUUGGUUUUAAUCAACACAAAAUAACAAAUCUGAUUUUAACAAAAAAAUAUUAAAACAAAAUGUCCAAGAUUAGUACAUUACUUGGUGGAUAAGGUAAACUAACCAAAGUUGGCGCUGUUUUAGCUAACAGAUUGUAACAGGCUAUUUGAUGUUCCAUUAUAUUACCCGUUACAGGAUAGGCGUAGCACAGAGUUUUUGACCAACCAAAAGGAAUACAUUUUUUGCUUAGUGAAGUAAUCCAACAAUGUGUACGCCGUCAUCUUGUCUAUUUAAAAUCUUCUCUCAUUGAUCGAGACAGGUGUAAGUGCACCCACCUAUCUUGUCAAUGAGAGAAGAUUUGAAAUGGACAAGAUGGCGGCGUACACAUUGUUGGAUUACUUCAUGGCGCAAAACAUAUUAUUUUAAUAACUAAGCAUUUUCUAAAUUCAAACGAACCACCUACAGCUGGACAUGAACAUUUUUAAAGAUGUGUGUUUGGCCGAAUCUAGAACGAAGAUCGUAUCGCCAAGGUUGGUCAAAUUCUCUGUGCUGCGCCAAACUGUACCUAUCCUGUAACGGCUAAUGGAACAUCACAUUAGCUGUUACAAUCUGCCAUCUAGUUCUGUCCAGGUGGCUUUGUUUUUACCACAAUCGGCAUUUAUCAUUGUUAUUCUCAAUGCAGUAUGAAAUCCACAUCUUUGGGAUUCCUAUCACUUAGGAAUGUGUACAGUAUGUGCAAUUGGCCAUACAGUUCCAUUGUCUUGAUUAUUUGACAACUUCAGUCUCAGAGCUCCAGAAUGACUUCAGUUCACUGGAUCACAUUGAUAACUAUUUCACAACGUUUCCUAGAAAGCAUAUAAAUGGGGGAGCGGGUAAAUUAAUUGAGCUAGCUAUGAGUUCAGUGGUUGCGGUAACUGUUGAUAUGUGGUAGUUGCUGGUACACCUGUUCAGAGCUAAAGGGCAGGUUAGGAAGCACCUAUCAGCUCAUCUAGCUACUACAUUCCAACACUGUUACAUAGUGUUUAUAUAGAUAGUCUCAGCGACUAGGAAGGGCUUUGACUUGCACUGUCUACUGAACAGACCCCAGAAUGGGAUCAUUGUCUGGACUUGAGCCAAGCUGUAACGAGACACAGCCCUCUUUCCAGCCGAGGGGAGCGUUGUCCAACGCGUGGGUAUUGUUCUGCUGUGCAGAGUCAAAGUUCCAGAUGGGAGUGGCCCGAGGGGCGCCUUUUUAAAGUUUUGAAUCUGUAACUGUUACUCUCUCCCGGCCUGUUUUUAUAUUAAAGGAAAAACAGCUUUGUUGUGCAUUGCUAAACAAUAUAGUAUGCACAUAUUGAUGUUUUGGGAAAACUAGUUUGAUGCAUGUCAGAUGGCCUCUUGUUGCUAUAAUUUUAGGGUUUGUAUUUGAUAAUGGGAUGAGUUAAAUAAUAUGUCUGUGCAAAGAAAGAUGGGCAUUCAUGAAAAAGUUAUACAUCUCUUCAAACAUGUUUUUAAUUACCAGUUUAAGAUAAACAUAAUUUUAUAACAAAGGUCUCAGACUGUUACUGCCAAAUCUUUUCAUUUGGGAAUUGUAAAGCGAGCCACGCCCGCCAUCCGUUAUGUAUGAGGGAAAACAAGCUGUGGAAUGCUGGAUAGUACAGCCUUCCGAGCGGACACUGCUCGUGACUGACAGCCUGUGUGUGUCACAAGACUGCUAAAUAGUCUAUUUAACAGUACCCAAACUAUCUGCACUGACCCUACACACAUUCACUAGACUGUGUAUAUACACACCAUAUACGCACUACAUUGACACUUGCACACAACCCACACAUAUUCAUACUGACACAACACACACGCAUACAUGCACACUUUUACACUCAUUUUCUGCUGCUACUCUAUUCUUUAUUUUACUCUCAUCUAUCCUGAUGGGUAGUGACUUUACCCUGCCUUCAUGUACAUUGAGGGAAAGUAUUUGAUCCCCUGCUGAUUUUGUACGUUUGCCCACUGACAAAGAAAUGAUCAGUCUAUAAUUUUAAUGGUAGGUUUAUUUGAACAGUGAGAGACAGAAUAACAGCAAAAAAAUCCAGAAGAACGCAUGUAAAAAAUGUUAUAAAUUGAUUUGCAUUUUUAAUGAGGGAAAUAAGUAUUUGACCCCCUCUCAAUCAGAAAGAUUUCUGGCUCCCAGGUGUCUUUUUAUACAGGUAACAAACUGAGAUUAGGAGCACACUCUUAAAGGGAGUGCUCCUAAUCUCAGUUUGUUACCUGUAUAAAAUACACCUGUCCACAGAAGCAAUCAAUCAAUCAGAUUCCAAACUCUCCACCAUGGCCAAGACCAAAGAGCUCUCCAAGGAUGUCAGGGACAAGAUUGUAGACCUACACAAGGCUGGAAUGGGCUACAAGACCAUCGCCAAGCAGCUUGGUGAGAAGGUGACAACAGUUGGUGCGAUUAUUCGCAAAUGGAAGAAACACAAAAGACCUGCCAAUCUCCCUCGGCCUGGGGCUCCAUGCAAGAUCUCACCUCGUGGAGUUGCAAUGAUCAUGAGAACGGUGAGGAAUCAGCCCAGAACUACACGGGAGGAUCUUGUCAAUGAUCUCAAGGCAGCUGGGACCAUAGUCACCAAGAAAACAAUUGGUAACACACUACGCCGUGAAGGACUGAAAUCCUGCAGCGCCGCAAGGUCCCCCUGCUCAAGAAAGCACAUAUACAGGCCCGUCUGAAGUUUGCCAAUGAACAUCUGAAUGAUUCAGAGGAGAACUGGGUGAAAGUGUUGUGGUCAGAUGAGACCAAAAUGGAGCUCUUUGGCAUCAACACAACUAGCCGUGUUUGGAGGAGGAGGAAUGCUGCCUAUGACCCCAAGAACACCAUCCCCCACCGUCAAACAUGGAGGUGGAAACAUUAUGCUUUGGGGGUGUUUUUCUGCUAAGGGGACAGGACAACUUCACCGCAUCAAAGGGACGAUCGACAGGGACCAUGUACCGUCAAAUCUUGGGUGAGAACCUCCUUCCCUCAGCCAGGGCAUUGAAAAUGGGUCGUGGAUGGGUAUUCCAGCAUGACAAUGACCCAAAACACAUGGCCAAGGCAACAAAGGAGUGGCUCAAGAAGAAGCACAUUAAGGUCCUGGAGUGGCCUAGCCAGUCUCCAGACCUUAAUCCCAUAGAAAAUCUGUGGAGGGAGCUGAAGGUUCGAGUUGCCAAACGUCAGCCUCAAAACCUUAAUGACUUGGAGAAGAUCUGCAAAGAGGAGUGGAACAAAAUCCCUCCUGAGAUGUGUGCAAACCUGGUGGCCAACUACAAGAAACAUCUGACCUCUGUGAUUGCCAACAAGGGUUUUGCCACCAAGUACUAAGUCAUGUUUUGCAGAGGAGUCAAAUACUUAUUUCCCUCAUUAAAAUGCAAAUCAAUUUAUAACAUUUUUGACAUGCGUUUUUCUGGAUUUUUUUGUUUGUUAUUCUGUCUCUCACUGUUCAAAUAAACCUACCAUUAAAAUUACAGACUGAUCAUGUCUUUGUCAGUGGGCAAACAUACAAAAUCAGCAGGGGAUCAAAUACUUUUUUCCCUCACUGUACAUGUCUACCUCGUACCUCUGCACAUUGUUCUGGUACUCCCUGUAUAGAGCUCCACAUUGAUCUGGUUCUGGUACUCCCUGUAUAGAGCUCCACAUUGAUCUGGUUCUGGUACUCCCUGUAUAGAGCUCCACAUUGAUCUGGUUCUGGUACUCCCUGUAUAGAGCUCCACAUUGAUCUGGUUCUGGUACUCCCUGUAUAGAGCUCCACAUUGAUCUGGUUCUGGUACUCCCUGUAUAGAGCUCCACAUUGAUCUGGUUCUGGUACUCCCUGUAUAGAGCUCCACAUUGAUCUGGUUCUGGUACUCCCUGUAUAGAGCUCCACAUUGAUCUGGUUCUUGUACUCCCUGUAUAGAGCUCCAUUCUUGUGCAUUUUAUUUUAUUCCUCGUUACUAUUUUAUUUUAUAUUUAUUUUUAAACUCUGCGUUGUUGGGAAGGGCUCGUAAGCAAUAAUUUCACAGUAAACUCUACACCAGUUGUAUUUGGCACAUGUGACAAAUAAAAGUGUGAUUUUUUUGUUUGUUGUAUGCGCUCCCCCUCUCUGCACCAGGUGACUGGGAUUAAGACCCUGUACGAGGCGGAGCUAGCAGACGCUCGGCGUGUCCUGGAUGAGACUGCCAGGGAGAGGGCCAGGCUGCAGAUAGACCUGGGGAAGGCCAACUCUGACCUGGAGGAGGUGACCAGGAGGUGAGUAAUAACACCCACUGAUUUGGAUUCUGCCUCCUGAAAAGUGUUAUUUUAAUGUGUGAGGCUGCAUAUUCCUCUCACUCUGGAAGAGGAAAUCACUUAAUUGUAGGCCAACAUGACAAGAUGCACAUUCCAUUACGUCUGUCUGUCGUAGAAAAAUCAUUGUGUGUUGGUUGUAUGACGUUCUACACACAAUCCUUAAUGACAGGGAUCAUCAACUAGAUUCAGCCACGGGACGAUUACAAAAAAAUAUUUAUUGAGUGGAUGGCGAGGGGGGCCGAAACGUAAUUACAAAUAAUUUGUAGACUGCGGGCUGCCAGUUGAGGAACCCUGCUUAAUGACAUGCUACACAAUUCCUUUAUGAUGUCCUACACACAUUCCUUUAUGAUGUCCUACACACAUUCCUUUAUGAUGUCCUACACCCAUUCCUUUACAGUCUGUUACACAAAAUAGUUGUGUGUUAUAUGGCAAGAUGCAAAUUCCUGUCAUACAAAAAUGCUGUGGGUCAAUCUGUGGCUAACGUUAGUUGUUUGAGAUGCAAGUUCUACGCUCCAACCAAAAUAAUUGACUUAAUAUCUCAGAUUGUCUCUAAUCCUACAGGACUGCCUGAUGCUGCUAAUCUCCUUUCAGAGCAACAGUUUUAUGAACCUGUCAGGGUUGGGGUUAAUAAGAAUUGAAGGUAGUUCAUUCAGGAAGUGAUUUUAAUUUAAACUUCAACAAAAAAAAUGUGUUUGAAAUAAAUAGCAUUUACUUUUAAGUCACAAGUAAGAAGUCAUUGAAAUUAGAUGGCUGUUUUUUCAGUUAUUGAAUUGGAAUUUCAGUUUACUUCCUGAAUUGACUCCCUUCAAUUGAAUUGAACCCAAUCCUGUCUUGUGUAUAUGUUAUGAUCCUAGUCAUGGAGUAAACUCUAACAUUUUAAACCCUCACGUGAUCUUAUUCACUUCAGUUAAAAACUCCAUGGUCUUAUGAGCAGGGUCAUUUUGUGGAGAUGCCUGCUAGUAUUGACUCCCAAUUACACACUUGCUGUUCGUGUAAACCUGGUUUACUAAUCCUAAUUCCCCCUGGUCAGAUGCUUUCAAGGGUAUUUCAACCAAGUUAGACGUUUCUGUUUCUGUUCCUCAAGGUUCAAGACACUUGUGUUGAUCAUUGUUUACAUGGUUGCUAAUUAACACUUUGGUUGACAGGAAGUUAGUCAGUUUCUAAAGCACUGUCUUGGUUACCGCCUCCAACCGCUGAAGGAAUAUCCUCUUUAUUUAUCGGUCUUGCGGGCAUGCUUAUCUUUUAAAACCAACGUUUAAUGUGUAGCUAUACAGUUGUGUUCCUUUUUUCUAUUGGCAGCUGCUGUACAGCACAAUCUGUGUCAUAAGAAGAAGUGGGUGGGAGAAGAUGUGCUGAGAUUUCAGUGCCCUUUCUCCUGUAUUUUCUGUGAAAUCAGAUUAGGGACAAGGAACAUGCUUUAAUGUAUCAAACAGUUGGUUGGAAAUUGGCAAAAGUUAAACUAAUUUCAGUCCCAAAAAAAAUAGCUGGAGUUUGAAUGGAAAUGUACGUUGCCUUUUUAUAUUAUGAAAGUAAAUGCACAUGAUCUCACACAGUCUCUGUUUGUUCUCCAUUUCCUCAGCCUGAAAAAGAAAGAUGGCGACCUGGCUCUUGCCAUGGCUCGGGCCAAGGACUUUGAGGCCCAGUUCAACAAGAGUGAAGCAAACCUGGCCACGGCCCUCAGCGAGAAUGGAAACCUGGCUGCAGAGGUUGCCGACCUGAAGGCCCAGCUAGCUAAGGUUUCUGCACCUUUUACAGUUUCACUCAAACUUCACUCGCUCGACAGUCUGGUUAAAUAAUAUAAUAAUAUAUGCCAUUUAGCAGAUGCUUUUAUCCGAAGCGACUUUAUCAUGAUUGCAUACACUUUUUAACGUAUGGGUGGUCCCGGGGAAUCAAACCCACUAUCCUGGCUUUGCAAGUGCCGUGCUCUACCAACAGAGCUACAGAGAACCACAUCAACAUAGUCUAAAGCGUUACUGAUGAGACCAAAACGAGUCCCAAGGCAGUGCACAUUAUUUCUAGCCUGGUAGCUCGGCUUCCAUUACAUCACACAGCCCCCCCCCCGUCUGGUUUUCUAUGAACACGGUCUGUGUUUUUUUUAACUUACAGGGACAGAAAGAAUCCCACACACGAUAUUGCUAGCCUGGUAGUAGCCAUAUCUGGAGUUCCCGUUUUACUCACACCUGUCUUCUACUCGCCAUACAGUCAGUGUCUUCUAUUAACGCUGCCUGGAAGGUUUAUCUAUGGGGGGUUGGGCGACCACAUGAAGUGGCAAACUAAACGGAAGUUACCCAAUUGAAAGUUGGUAGCUGGUUGUCGUUAGUUACAUAACUGUCAUGGGCUAUUAUGUACAUUGGAACAAGCAAACCAGGAGUGGGGUGGGGGUGGGGGGGGGGAAGUGAGUCAUAUUAUUUGUAAAGUACGUUCACACACGGGUGAGUCAGACUGGGCUUACACACACACACACACACACACACACACACACACACACACACACUAUCAUGUUGCUGCACGGUUAGGACACACACACACACACACACACACACACACACUAUCAUGUUGCUGCACGGUUAGGACACACACACACACACACACACUAUCAUGUUGCUGCACGGUUAGGACACACACACACACACACACACACACACACACACACACACUAUCAUGUUGCUGCACGGUUAGGACACACACACACGCACACACACACACACACACUAUCAUGUUGCUGCACGGUUAGGACACACACACACACACACACACACACACUAUCAUGUUGCUGCACGGUUAGGACACACACACACACACACACACACUAUCAUGUUGCUGCACGGUUAGGACACACACACACACACACACUAUCAUGUUGCUGCACGGUUAGGACACACACACACACACACACACACACAGGUCGGCCUUUGUUCUUAUAACACCAUGUCUUGUGUCUCCAGGCUGAAGAUGCCCAUGCAGUUGCUAAAAAGCAGCUGGAGACCGAGACUCUGAUGAGGGUGGAUCUGGAGAACCGCUGCCAGAGUCUGACAGAAGAGCUGCAGUUCAGGAAGAGCAUGUUCGACGAGGUGGGUGGACAUAUAUGGAGAUGACGCCAUCCAUCACUGUUGUUUGCCCAGGGUGGGGAAACACUAUUCAUUGGGGGGGGGAAAGCCUCAGCAGGUAAAUACAUGUCACAUUUAGACACUGUAACCUCAGGCCGACCCAGUCCUGUACACCGAGUAUACCAGACAUUAGAAACACCUUCCCCCUUUGCCCUCAGAACAGCUUCAAUUCGUCGGGGCAUGGACUCUACAAGGUGUCGGAAGCGUUCCACAGGGAUGCUGGCCCAUGUUAACUCCAAUGCUUCCCACAAUUGUGUCAAGUUGGCUGGAUGUCCUGGGUGGUGGAGCAUUCUUGAUACACAUGGGGAAACUUGAGCGUGAAAAACCCAACAGCAUUGCAGUUCUUGACACAAACCGGUGCGCCUGGCACCUACUACCAUACCCUGUUCAAAGGCACUUAAAUAUUUUGUUUUGCCCAUUCACUCUCUGAAUGGCACACAUACACAAUCCAUGUCUCAAUUGUCUCAAGGCUUAAAAAUACUUCUUUAACCUGUCUCCUACUGUUCAUCAAUAAAGGAUCAUAGCUUUCACCUGGUCCGUCUAUGUCAUGGAAAUUUUUUGUAUACUCGGUGUAUAAAGUCCCACAGCUGCUGUGAUUUCAAACAUACAGAGAAAUGCACAAGAACAAAAGCUACAACUGUGAUUCACAUGCCUCCCUUUUCUGCAAAAAAAACAAAACAAUUUUAAAUCAAAGCUUUACAUCUUUACACCGGGGCAUGUGCAAGCAGACUAGCCACGUAACGCUAACGCCUGUCUGACUGGUGUGGUGACUGUCUGGAGUGUAGGAGGUGCGUGAGACGCGUCGUCGUCGUGAGAAGCGCACCGUGGAGGUGGACAGUGGGGUGACCCAGGACUACACGUUCCAACUGGCCCAGGCUCUGCAGGACCUGCGCAGGCAGCACGAGGAACAAGUCUCCAUCUACAAGGAGGAGCUGGGCAACACCUUCCAGGCCAAGGUAUGAAUGAUCUCUGACCCCAUGCUUCCUAAGCCUUUUAGAUGUGUCAGGCUAGGAGUUUAUGACCAUGUGUGACCGACCUUUGACCUUUAGGAAACUAGCUUUACAUUUUAGCCAUUUAGCAGACACUCUUAUCCCCUAGGCUGGCAGUAUAUAUAACUAUCCCACCUGAUUUGAACUAGCUAGUCUACUAAUCAUUGAUUUAGUUGAAUCAGGUGUGCUAGUUCUACAACAGAGAUACAGUGCCUUCGGAAAGUAUUCAGACCACUUGACUUUUUCCACAUUUUGUUACGUUACAGCCUUAUUCUAAAAUUGAUUAAAUUGUCCCCCCCCCCCCCCCCCCCCCAUCAAUCUACACACAAUACCCCAUAAUGACAAAGCAAAAAACAGGUUUUUAGAAAUGUUGGCAAAUGUAUUAAAAAAUAAAUAACAAACUAUGACAUUUACAUAAGUGUUCAGACCCUUUACUCAGUACUUUGUUGAAGCACCUUUGGCAGCGAUUACAGCCUUGAGUCUUCUUGGGUAUGACGCUACAAGCUUGGCACACCUGUAUUUGGGCAGUUUCUCCCAUUCUUCUCUGCAGAUCCUCUCAAGCUCUGUCAGGUUGGAUGGGGAGCGUCACUGCACAGCUAUUUUCAGGUCUCUCCAGAGAUGUUAGAUCGGGUUCAAGUCCGGGCUCUGGCUGGGCAACUGAAGGACAUUCAGAGACUUGUCCCUAAGCCACUCCUGCGUUGUCUUGGCUGUGUGCUUAGGGUUGUUGUCCUGUUGGAAGGUGAACCUUCACCCCAGUCUGAGGUCCUGAGCGCUCUGGAGCAGGUUUUCAUCAAGGAUCUCUUUCUCCUUUGCUCCGUUCAUCUUUACCUUGAUCCUGACUAGUCUCCAAGUCCCUGCCGCUGAAAAACAUCCCCACAGCAUGAUGCUGCCACCACCAUGCUUCACCGUAGGGAUGGUGCCAGAUUUCCACCAGAUGUGACUCUUGGCAUUCAGGCCAAAGAGUUCAAUCUUGGUUUCAUCAGACCAGAGAAUAUUUUCUCAUGGUCAGAGUCCUUUAGGUGUCUUUUGGCAAACUCCAAGCGGGCUGUCGUGCCUUUUUAAUGGCCACAAAGGCCUGAUUUGGUGAAGUGCUUCAGAGAUGGUUGUCCUUCUGGAAGUUUCUCCCAUCUCCACAGAGGAACUCUGGAGCUCUGUCAGUGACCCUCGGGUUCUUGGUCACCUCCCUGACCAAGGCCCUUCUCCCCCGAUUGCUCAGUUUGGCUGGGCGGCCAGCUCUAGGAAGAGUCUUGGUAGUUCCAAACUUCUUCCAUUUAAGAAUGGAGGCCACUGUGUUCUUGGAGACCUUCAAUGCUACAGAAAUGUUUGGGGACCCUUCCCCAAUGCCUCGACACAAUCCUGUCUAGGAACUCUACGGACAAUUCCUUCGACCUCAUGGCUUGGUUUUUGCUCUGACAUGCACUGUCAACUGUGGGACCUUAAAUAGACAGGUGUGCUUUUCCAAAUCAUGUCCAAUCAAUUGAAUAUACCACAGGUGGACUCCAAGUUGUAGAAACAGCUCAAGGAUGAUCAUUGGAAACAGGAUGCACCUGAGCUUAAUUUCUCAGAGCAAGGGUCUGAAUACUUACGUAAAUAAGGUAUUUCUGUUUUUUUUAUUUUAUAAAUUUGAUAUUUCUAAACCUGUUUUCGCUUUGUCAUUAUGGGGUAUUGUGUAUAGAUUGCGGAAUUUUUAUUUGAUCCAUUUUAGAAUAAGGCUGUAACGUAACAAAGUGGAAAAAGGGAAGGGGGUCUGAAUACUUUCCGAAUGCACUGUAUGCAGUCCUGGGGGCAUCAAAGGGAGACAUAGGGAAAUACUGUCAUAAUGAUUUAUAAUUAGCUAUGAAAUUGUGUGGGGGGGGUUGCUACUUGCAAAACAAAUAGUCAAUUUCAUACUAAACUCAGCAAAAAAAGAAACAUCCCCUUUUCAGGACCCUGUCUUUCAAAGAUAAUUCGUAAAAAUCCAAAUAACUUCAUUGUAAAGGGUUUAAACACUGUUUCCCAUGCUUGUUCAAUGAACCAUAAACAAUUAAUGAACAUGCACCUGUGGAACGGUCGUUAAGACACUAACAGCUUGCAGACGGUAGGCAAUUAAGGUCACAGUUAUGAAAACUUAGGACACUAAAGAGGCCUUUCUACCGACUCUGAAAAACACCAAAAGAAAGAUGCCCAGGGUCCCUGCUCAUCUGCGUGAACGUGCCUUAGGCAUGCUGCAAAGAGGCAUGAGGACUGCAGAUGUGGCCAGGGCAAUAAAUUGCAAUGUCCGUACUGUGAGACGCCUAAGACAGCGCUACAGGGAGACAGGACGGACAGCUGAUCGUCCUCGCAGUGGCAGACCACAUGUAACAACACCUGCACAGGAUCGGUACAUCCGAACAUCACACCUGCGGGACAGGUACAGGAUGGCAACAACAACUGCCCGAGUUACACCAGGAACGCACAAUCCCUCCAUCAGUGCUCAGACUGUCCGCAAUAGGCUGAGAGAGGCUGGACUGAGGGCUUGUAGGCCUGUUGUAAGGCAGGUCCUCACCAGACAUCACCGGCAACAACGUCGACUAUGGGCACAAACCCACCGUCGCUGGACCAGACAGGACUGGCAAAAAGUGCUCUUCACUGACGAGUCGUGGUUUUGUCUCACCAGGGGUGAUGGUCGGAUUCGUGUUUAUCGUCAAAGGAAUGAGCGUUACACCGAGGCCUGUACUCUGGAGCGGGAUCGAUUUGGAGGUGGAGGGUCCGUCAUGGUCUGGGGCGGUGUGUCACAGCAUCAUCGGACUGAGCUUGUCAUUUGCAGGCAAUCUCAACACUGUGUUACAGGGAGGACAUCCUCCUCCCUCAUGUGGUACCCUUCCUGCAGGCUCAUCCUGACAUGACCCUCCAGCAUGACAAUGCCACCAGCCAUACUGCUCAUUCUGUGCGUGAUUUCCUGCAAGACAGGAAUGUCAGUGUUCUGCCAUGGCCAUCGAAGAGCCCGGAUCUCAAUCCCAUUGAGCACGUCUGGGACCUGUUGGAUCGGAGGGUGAGGGCUAGGGCCAUUCCCCCCCAGAAAUGUCUGGGAACUUGCAGGUGCCUUGGUGGAAGAGUGGGGUAACAUCUCACAGCAAGAACUGGCAAAUCUGGUGCAGUCCAUGAGGAGGAGAUGCACUGCAGUACUUAAUGUUACUUACUGACUGUUACUUUUGAUUUUGACCUCCUCUUUGUUCAGGGACACAUUAUUCCAUUUUUGUUAGUCACAUGUCUGUGGAACAUGUUCAGUUUAUGUCUCAUUUGUUGAAUCUUAUGUUCAUACAAAUAUUUACACAUGUUAAGUUUGCUGAUAAUAGACGCAGUUGACAGUGAGAGGACGUUUUCUUUUUUUGCUGAGUUUAUAUUAAUUAUGUGUCUGUGACAAGUUCAUUUGAUACCACUGUUUGUGGUCCUUUUGUCUGUAGUUCCGGCCUGCAGGAGUGUAAAUGACAUGUUCUGUUCUCUGCCUAACCCCACCCCGUCUGUGCAGCUGGAUAAUGCCAAGGUGUCGUCUGACCUGAAUGACAAGGCGGUGAGCACCGCUCGGGAGGAGCUGGAUGAGGCUCAUAUGAGGAUCGAGAGCCUGGCCUACCAGCUCUCUGCCCUGCAGAAACAGGUACACACACACCUACACACACACACACACACACACACACACCUACACACACACACCUACACUCACACACACACACCUACACUCACACACCCCUACCUACCUACACCUACACACACUUCAUAGUACUUAACAUGCUGCUCGUAGUGCUCAGGUUUGUUGUUGUUAAUCUAUCUGUUUUAUCUGAUAACUUCAUUAAACACUUUGAUUAGUUACUAAUUCAACGGGAAUGUUAGAAGUAGCUUCCAGAUGGCUAUCUACUGCAAUUACAUUGUACUGCCUUGAACUGUCCCUAUUUUGUCAUUUUCGAACUAAUCCAUCCCUCCACGUGUAGGCGUCUGCCAAUGAGGAGCGUGUGCGUGAGCUGGAGGACCUGAUGGCUGGAGAACGGGACAAGCACCGCAAGCAGAUGGACUCCAAGGAGAGGGAGAUGGCUGAGAUGAGGGACCGCAUGCAGCAGCAGCUCAACGAGUACCAGGAGCUGCUGGAUGUCAAACUGGCCCUGGACAUGGAGAUCAACGCCUACAGGAAACUACUGGAGGGAGAGGAGGACAGGUGAGGAUGAGGAGUGAGGAGGGAGAGGAGAGAGUGAGAGAGAGAGAACGCAUCCAACAGAGAAACGAUAGAGAGAGAGAAGCGAGAGAGAGAGAAACGCAUCCACAGAGAGAGAGAGAGAGAGAUCCAAGAAGAGAGAGAGAGAACGCAUCCACAGAGAGAGAGAGAAACGCAUCCACAGAGAGAGAGAGAGAACGCAUCCACACAAGAGAGAGAGAACGCAUCCACAGAGAGAGAGAGAGACGCAUCCACAAGAGAGAGAGAGAGAGAACGCAUCCACAGAGAGAGAGAGAGAGAGACGCAUCCACAGAGAGAGAGAGACCUCCACAGAGAAAGAUCCACCAGAGAGAACCAUCCACAAGAGAUAACGCAUCCACAAAGGAGCAUCCACAGGAGAGAGAGUAGGCGCAUCCACGAGAGAUAGAAAGCGCAUCCACUAAGAGAGAGAGAUAAACCAUCCACAGAGUAGAAAACGCAUCCACUUAGAGGAGUAAAACGCAUCCAUAGAAGCGAGAACGCUCCACAGAGAGAGCGGAGAACGCAUCCACAGGUAGAGCGGAACGCAUCCCUAAGAGGCGAGAACGUCAUCCACAGAGAGCGUGAACGCAUCCACAGAGUGAGCGAACCAUCCACAGAUGAGCGAGACGCAUCCAAAGUAGCGAAACGCUCCACAGAGAGAGCGAGAACGCAUCCACAGUGAGAGCGAGAACGCAUCCACAGAGAGAGCGAGAACGCAUCCACAGAGAACCGGUGAAAGCUGUGGUCCGCUGUAGCUCAGCUGGUAGAGCACAGCGCUUGUAACGCCAGGGUAGUGGGUUCGAUCCCCGGGACCACCCAUACGUAAAAAUGUAUGCACGCAUGACUGUAAGUCGCUUUGGAUAAAAGCGUCAGCUAAAUAGCUUAUUAUUAUAACUGAUUUUUAAAAACACACUUUUAGCGAUCAAUGCAUCUUGCAAACUACUUGCGUGCACAGGUUAGAGUGGGAGAAGAAACAGGUGAGCGGUGCAUUCCUUCAGCCUGAGAAGUUCCACAUCACUCCGUGAAUUCCAGCCAGUACAUUCCUCACUUGUUGUCAGAGGGGUGCAGCUGUCUCUGUCUGUCUCUAAUUAUGUUGUUGGCAAGCUGCUGGAAGAAGUCAAAUUGCAUUCUUCCAGUUGCACUAAACAGGUAGACUAAUAAAUAUGGCAAUAAUUCAUAUCAUUCACCCUUCCCCAUUGUGGUUUAUCACUGAUCCUCCAGGCUAGAGCACGUCCCCCCCCAGGCUAGAGCACGUCCCCCCCCCCAGGCUAGAGCACGUCCCCACGUCCCCCCCAGGCUAGAGCACGUCCCCACCCCAGGCUAGAGCACUCCCCCCCCAGGCUAGAGCACGUCCCCCGCUAGACCCCCCGCCCCCCCAGGCUAGAGCACGUCCCCCCCCCCCAGGCUAGAGCACGUCCCUCCCCCCAGGCUAAGCACGUCCCCCCCCAGGCUAGAGCACGUCCCCCCCCCCCCAGGCUAGAGCACGUCCCCCCCCCCAGGCUAGAGCACGUCCCCCCCCCCCCCCAGGCUAGAGCACGUCCCUCCCCCCCCAGGCUAGAGCACGUCCCCCCCCCCAGGCUAGAGCACGCCCCCCCCCCCCCCCCCAGGCUAGAGCACGUCCCCCCCCCCCCACACCCCCCCCCCAGGCUAGAGCACGUCCCCCCCCCCAGGCUAGAGCACGUCCCUCCCCCCCCAGGCUAGAGCACGUCCCCCCCCCCCCCAGGCUAGAGCACCGUCCCCCCCCCCCCCCAGGCUAGAGCACGCCCCCCCCCACCCCCCCCCCCCCCAGGCUAGAGCACGUCCCCCCCCCCCCCCCCCCAGGCUAAGCACGUCCCCCCCCCCCCCCCCCCCCCCCAGGCUAGAGCACUCCCUCCCCCCCAGGCUAGAGCACGUCCCCCCCCCCCCCCAGGCUAGAGCACGUCCCCCCCCCCCCAGGCUAGAGCACGUCCCGUCCCCCAGGCUAGAGCACGUCCCCCCCCAGGCUAGAGCACGUCCCGUCCCCCCCAGGCUAGAGCACGCCCGUCCCCCCCAGGCUAGAGCACUGUCCCGCCCCCCCAGGCUAGAGCACGUCCCCCCCCCCAGGCUAGAGCACGCCCCCCCCCCCCAGGCUAGAGCACGUCCCUCCCCCCCAGGCUAGAGCACUCCCCUCCCCCCCAGGCUAGAGCACGUCCCUCCCCCCCCCAGGCUAGAGCACGUCCCGUCCCCCCCAGGCUAGAGCACGUCCCGUCCCCCCCAGGCUAGAGCACGUCCCGUCCCCCCAGGCUAGAGCACGUCCCGUCCCCCCCAGGCUAGAGCACGCCCCCCCCCCCCCAGGCUAGAGCACGCCCCCCCCCCCCAGGCUAGAGCACGUCCCGUCCCCCCCUGGCGAGAGCACGUCCCGUUCCCCCCCAGGCUAGAGCACGCCCCCCCCCCCCAUGGCUAGAGCACGUCCCGUCCCCCAGGCUAGAGCACGCCCCCCCCCCCCAGGCUAGAGCACGUCCCGUCCCCCCCAGGCUAGAGCACGUUCCCGUCCCCCAGGCUAGAGCACGCCCCCCCCCCCAGGCUAGAGCACGUCCCGUCCCCCCCAGGCUAGAGCACGUCCCGUCCCCCCCAGGCUAGAGCAGAAGGGUAAACAAUGAGCUAAAUUGAAACCGAGGCCUUUCAAGCUGACACCUGUUUCUCCCCCCAAAUGUCAUGCCUCUCCUUGAACUUUGACCUGUGUUCACUUGGUGCCUGCUGAACUACUGAAGGUUUAGGCAGGCUUAUCCAGGUGCUGCUGGAUAGAUGGCUAUGACGUAAUGUCAUAAGCAGUAUUUGAAGGCUGGUGGUUGAGACCCUGAGAGAGCCAGUCAGCUAGAGCCAGACCAGACAAACUACUGGAGUGUAGAGCAGAAGACUAAAGGUCGACUAGUAAAACGAUGUCAGCCUCCACAAUACAGUAGGUAUUUGUUUUCUUGUUAACGUUUUGGGUAAUCUGGAUGCAAAUAGUAAAUGACUAACAUUUCCUCCUUCUACUCCAUUUUUUUUCUCCUCACCUCUUCCUCUCACAGACUGAAGCUGUCCCCCAGCCUGUCCGGCCGUGUGACAGUGUCCCGCGCCAUGGGCGGCAGCACCUCUUCCCGCUCCUCCCGCGCCAAGAGGAAGCGCGUGGAGCUGGAGGAAGAAUCAGUGGUCGUGCCUCAGGUCCACAUCAGCCAGGAGGCAGAGGCCGUCGGCAGCGUCGCCAUCGAGGAGACUGACCUGGAGGGCAAGUGUGUCACCCUCAAGAACGACUCAGACAAGGUACUGCUCGCUACUCAUAGAAUGACAUAUUACAACGCUUUACAAUUACAGCGUUGUUGUAGUCGAGUCACUAAACCUCAAGGUCGAGUCACGAUUCCCUGUCGCUAAGUCCCGAGUCCGAGUCACCAAUGGUCGAGUCGCUAUGGCUGAAGUGUGAGGCACAGUGCUCAAGUCUGAGUCGCUGGGUCUGAGUUUAACAAAAAAUACCUACAUUUAAUAUUGGUUGAUGUGCAAAUAAAAAAAUGUCAACAUUUGAAAGCAAAACGAAGGAUUCGGGGUUCUUUAGGUCAUAAUUGCCUGCAAUAUGCAAUAGCCUAUGGAACAUAAGUCGUCAUAGUAGCCUAUCCAGUCCAGGUGCAAAUACAGGACGGUGAGUCCCAGUCACCGAUGGUCGGGAAGCAAGUCCGAGUCACAAUGUGUGUCAAGUCCGAGUACCUGAGUCGGACCAGUCCGAGUCACCUAAUUUCGUCCAAGUUCCGAGUCACCGAUUUCGAACAAGUCGAGUCCUAUUCGAUGUCAAUCGUGUCCAAGUCGUGUCCAAGUCGUGUCUCAAGUCAUGAAAAUUGAGCCUUGAGUCAGACUCGAGUACUACAACACUGCAAUUACAUAUUACAACUCUUUAGAAUUAUAAUUCAAUAUUACAACCCUUUAGAAUUCCAUAUUACAACUUCUCUGAUACUUUAAGAUGCAUAUUUGCUUUACUGCCAUGAAGUAAUCAAUAAUUAAUGGCAUGUUAAUUAGGAUUGGUGAAAGCAAUAGGGUUUUAAAAAAACCCCACUGUCUAUAGGACCAGUCUCUAGGUAGCUGGAGGCUGCAGAGGCAGAUUGGAGAAGGAGAGGAGAUCACCUACAAGUUCUCCCCGAAGUUUGUCCUCAAGGCUGGCCAGACGGUCACGGUAAGCAGCAGUCCUCCUCAGUCAUUACUGAUUUUCUGUGACUGAUAUUCUUUAUAUGUCAGCUAAAUUCACCCAGGUGGCAAGAGUUUGUAAAUGCACGUAUGAAACAUUAGCCAUUUCCCCUGGUGUUGAACCUAGUUGUUAUGAAUUCAUCUUUCUGUGUGAUGUCCCGUUGUAGGUGUGGGGAGCAGACGCAGGCGUGUCUCACAGCCCCCCCUCUGACCUGCUGUGGAAGAGCCAGGCCUCCUGGGGCACCGGGGACGACAUCAUCACCACUCUGGUGAACUCUGACGGAGAGGUGAGGGGGGGGGAACACACAUCUACAGUGCCUUCGUAAAGUAUUCACCAAUGCCUCGCAUCAUUACACCCAGUCACUAUAAAGAUACAGGCGUCCUUCCUAACUCAGUUGCUGGAGAGGAAGGAAACCUCAGGAUGGAUCAACAUUGUAGUUACUCUACUAACCUAAAUGACAGAGUGAAAAGAAAGGAAGCCUGUACAGAAUAAAAAAUAUUCCUGUUUGCAGUAAGGCACUAAAGUAAAACUGCAAAAAAUGUGGCAAGAAAAUGAACUUUGUCCUGAAUAAAAAGCGUUAUGUUUGGGGCAAAUCCAACACUUCACUGAGUUACCACUUCAUAUUUUCAAGCAUGGUGGUGGCCCCAUCGUGUUAUGGGUAUGCUUGUCAUCGGCAAGAACUAGGGAGUUUGUUUUUUUAGAAUAAAAAGAAACUGAAUAGAGCCAAGCACAGGCAAAAUCCUGAAAGAAAACCAGGUUGUCUGCUUUCCAACAGACACUGGGAGACAAAUUCACCUUUCUGCAUGACAAUAACUUUAAAUACAAGGACAAAAAUACACUGGAGAUGCAUACUAAGACGACAGUGAAUGUUCCUGAGUGGCCUAGUUACAGUUUUGACUUAAAUUGGCUUGAAAAUGGCUGUCUAGCAAUGAUAAACGACCAACUUGACAGAGCUUGAAGAAUUUAAAAAAGAAUUAUAUGCAAAUAUUGUACAAUCCAGGUGUACAAAGCUCUUAGACGUACCCAGACUCUCCGCUGUAUUCGCUGCCAAACGUGAUUCUAACAUGUAUUGACUCAGAGGUGAUAACUUUUUUUUAUUUAUUUUUACAGAUUCCUGUAUUUAAUUUUCAAUACAUUUUGCUAUGUUUUCACUAUGUCAUUAUGGGGUAUUUUGUGUAGAUGGGUGAGGGGGGGGAAUCUAUUUAAUACAUUUUGAAUUCAGUCUGUAACACAACACAAUCUGGAAAAGUCAAGGGGUAUGAAUACUUUCUGAAGGAACUGUAAGUACAAUAUUUGUUUCUGGCUCUUCUCAGAAAUUAGCUACAUGUCCUGAAUUGUAAUAUCAAUUUGAAAAGCCUUUACAAAUAUUGCGAUGUGCAAAAUAUUAGGUUGGGGCGGAAAAUGGCAGAAUAAAUACAAGACCCUGCAGAGAUUUUUAAUCGAGCUGUUGUCUUCCUGUCCAGGAGGUUGCUAAGAGAACCGUCACCAAGAUGUUGAUGGAGGUAGAGAACGGAGAUGAUGACGAUGAUGACUUCGAGGAGGAGGAACUGAGAGUAAGUUAUUUCUCUUGAAUUGAAUCCAUGGCUCCCUAAUGGUAAUAAUGAACUUAUCUCAGUCAGGGAAAGUUGGCGCUAUUGCCAUCAGGUGUGUGUGACAAAAAUAUAUCUAUAUCUCUCAUACGCAUGCCCAGUGUUUCCGCUGCAGUCAUUUAGCUGUGGCGUCGCCACGGCAAAAUCAUUGCCGCCUGGCCAAACAAAUAUGGAGAAUUUUUUUUUUUAAUAGUUCUGCCGAGGCGUACUUUAAAGAUGCUAGAACAGUCCACGUUUACUUUUCCUCUGCCAACAAAACGAGUAAUGAAUAGAAAAACCAGACUACCCCAUAGUAGAAUCUAUUUACCUCGUCGGCUUGUCUGUUCUGUGCGAGAUAAAUUCAAGUAAGGAGUGCCAUAGGGAGGGAAACAUGCAUUCUGACAACAGUCGAUGCACAAUUCUUGCAAUCGCGGGGAAAACAGCAGUUUUAAUGGUCUUUGUUAAAAAGAGGGGGCUUUCCAUUCCUACUUUAUUUAUUUUGCAACUUGUAAAUAUGUGCAAACUACCAUUUUUAAACCUGGAGUUUUUAGCAGCGGCAUGUUUAAGCAUGUUACCACUCAGCAUGUUACCACUCAGCGGUUGAGUUGUGACAUGAAGUGGUUUCUGUGAGAAGUACAGGCAGGGGGCGUUUUACCCCGGGUGGCAAGUUACCCUAACAGGUAGGCCUACAUUAUAUUCACUGUUUAUGCAGUUUUUUUUUGGGGGGGGGGGCAUAAAAUUAAUCAAUAGGAUGCCAACUAGUUAAAAGAUCACAUUUGGGAUCUGGCUAAUGAUUAGCCCAAUAGGGUAAAUGUAGAUUGGCUGAAGCAUGGGGUUCCCUGUGUAUUUAUAGCCGCUAUGCUGCAUCAGUUGGGUUACAGGUGAUAACGGUUCUUACCAAUAUGUUAUUGGGCUCGUUUCUGGAGGUGGAAAUUAUAUUUUAGAGGGUGUCAGCGUAAUUUUAUUUUCAUUCGGUUUGGAGUAGAAUGUCACCAGGGCGGCAGGUAGCUUAGUGGUUAAGAGCGUUGUGCCAGUAACCGAAAGGUCGCUGGUUCUAAUCCCCGAGCAGACUAAGUGAAAAAUCUGUCUGUGCCCUUGAGCAAGGCACUUAACCCUAAUUGCUCCUGUAAGUCACUCUGGAUAAGGGCGUCUGCUAAAUGACUAAAAUGUAAAUGUAACUGAGCUUCUCAGUCCUUCUACAUAAAAACACACUGAGUGCCUAUACUAGAUUAAGAUGGCUGUAACAUCUAGUAUUCAUUUAGUGGUGCAUUGUUUUGUCUCACAUCUUACCCUUGUUUCCUUCCAGGGAGAAAAGGCCUCUUCCAGGGAAUGUUCAAUCAUGUGAAGAAGUCCCCCAUUCUUGAGUUUGUUUUCCUACAAAUUCUGCUUCUGUUUUUCUACAGCCACUCAAAUGUUUUUGUAUAAUUCUGUCUUGUGUUCUUAAUAUUUUUUUAUCUUAUAAGACAAGGUAAGAGCCUGCCCAUAUUUUUAAGACUCCGUUUUUAACAUCCAGGUAAUCAUGACGAAAUGAAACUAUUUCGGCAGUGAGUUUAGGACUGAAUUCACUAAGAAGUUAGUUACACCCCCCCCCCCCCCCCCAUCAUGUUGAGUAAGACAGUCAGACAGCUGGAAGUCUUCUGGAUUUAAAGAAUAAUGAUUGUUCCUUCAGCACAGGAUCCCACAUUCCCCUUAAUCUACAUGAAUCAUUGAGAGUAGUCCCCGGGACCGGAGGACACUGGCAUUAGGCUUGCUGAUGUCCAGCCAGAAAGGACUUCACUGUGUGUAUGGGAUACGCUUUAUUGUAGAAUGUUUUUGGGAGCCAUAGUUAUCCAUGGUGGCAUUUUUAAUCGAUUGCUCAUUUGAUGAACUUGUCACCAUCGAAGGCAGUAGAGGGCGAAAAGGAGUUUGGGGAGAAUAGCCAGCCUGGAAUCCGUUCCACACUGAACAUCGUUUCAUUUCACAACAACAUGAUCCUAUGAUGCUCGAUUGGUAGAGCAUAGCACUUGCGACACCAGGAUAGUGGGUUCGAUUCCCG